AUGGCCAGCUUGAGGAACCCCAUUCCGGGCAAGGGGAGCUCCGGGCUCGGCCUCGCCGGCUCUGCAGACUCAAGGGGGAGUUUAUGGGGCAUCGGCCGGCAGACGGCGGAGGCUCGAGCGAGCUUCUCGCGACCGACCUUUCUGCAGCUGAGCCCGGGGGGUCUGCGACGCGCCGACGACCACGCCGGCCGGGCAGUGCAGAGCCCCCCGGACACCGGCCGUCGCCUGCCCUGGAGCACGGGCUACGCCGAGGUCAUCAAUGCUGGCAAGAGCCGGCACAAUGAGGACCAGGCCUGCUGUGAAGUGGUGUAUGUGGAAGGUCGGAAGAGUGUUUCAGGGGCACCUGGGGAGACUGGCCAAGGUCAGGGCCUCUGCUUCUACUACUGGGGCCUGUUUGAUGGACAUGCAGGUGGCGGAGCUGCUGAAAUGGCCUCCAGGCUGCUGCAUCGCCAUAUCCGGGAGCAGCUAAAGGACCUGGUAGAGAUACUCCAGGACCCCUCCCCACCUCCUCUCUGCCUCCCCUGCACUCCAGGGGCUCCAGGCGCAUCUGAUCACUCUCACUUGGUUGCUCCUCACUCCUGCUGGUCUUCACAAAAGGAAGUGACCCACGAGAGUCUGGUAGUUGGGGCGCUUGAGAAUGCCUUCCAGCUCAUGGACGAGCAGAUGGCCCAGGAGCGGCACGGCCACCGUGUGGAGGGGGGCUGCUGUGCCUUGGUUGUGGUCUACCUGCUAGGAAAGGUGUAUGUGGCCAAUGCAGGUGACAGCAGAGCCAUCAUUGUCCGGAAUGGUGAAAUCAUUCCAAUGUCCCGGGAGUUCACCCCGGAGACUGAACGCCAGCGUCUUCAGCUGCUUGGCUUCCUGAAACCAGAGCUGCUGGGUGGUGAGUUCACCCACCUUGAGUUUCCCCGCAGAGUGCAGCCCAAGGAGCUGGGGCAGAGGAUGCUGUACCGGGACCAGAACAUGACCGGCUGGGCCUACAAAAAGAUCGAGCUGGAGGAUCUCAGGUUUCCUCUGGUCUGUGGGGAGGGCAAAAAGGCUCGAGUGAUGGCCACCAUUGGCGUGACUCGCGGCCUGGGAGACCACAAGCUCAAGGUCUGCAGUUCCAGCCUGCCCAUCAAGCCCUUCCUCUCCUGCUUCCCGGAGGUGCAGGUGUAUGACCUGACACAGUAUGAGCACUGCCCAGAUGACGUGCUGGUCCUGGGGACCGACGGCCUGUGGGAUGUCACCAGUGACUGUGAGGUAGCCGCCACCGUGGACAGGGUGCUCUCAGCCUACGAGCCCAAUGACCCCGGCAGGUACACGGCUCUGGCCCAAGCUCUGGUCCUGGGUGCCCGGGGCACCCCCCGGGACCGUGGUUGGCGUCUCCCCAACAACAAGCUGGGUUCCGGGGAUGACAUCUCGGUCUUCAUCAUCCCCCUGGGAGGGCCAGGCAGUUACUCCUGAGAGGGCCCAUCCCCGACCCUCCCGCCAUCCCCAUCUCUCCAUGCCCCGCUCCAGCCCACACUCUGAAGAUGUCUCCCUGACCUCCUUUAGCACCAAGCUGACUGAAGAAGGGUGUCAGAUCCCAGACUUAUAGCUACUUGCCAAUAAACCAGAUCGAUAAAGGUG
Condylura cristata (star-nosed mole) is the source of this 1608-nucleotide messenger RNA. RefSeq names its product protein phosphatase, Mg2+/Mn2+ dependent, 1J (gene PPM1J). The transcript is spliced from 11 exons. Lineage: Eukaryota; Metazoa; Chordata; Mammalia; Eulipotyphla; Talpidae. The record is from RefSeq and is a predicted model, not a curated record. Gene Ontology annotation, molecular function: protein serine/threonine phosphatase activity. Gene Ontology annotation, biological process: protein dephosphorylation. Bases 1 to 1443 code for a protein of 480 amino acids.